Messenger RNA from Tinamus guttatus (white-throated tinamou), 2585 nucleotides. NCBI's taxonomy places the organism in Eukaryota, Metazoa, Chordata, Aves, Tinamiformes, Tinamidae. The record is from RefSeq and is a predicted model, not a curated record.
AGCCAUGUCAUCCUUUCAAGAAGUUCCAUCUUCAGCUAAUGCUUUGCAGACAUCCAAUUUUGCACAUGUGAUUUUUCAAAAUGUGGCAAAAAGUUAUCUUCCAAACGCGCACCUUGAAUGUCACUAUACACUGACCCAGUAUAUCCAUCCUCAUCAGAAGGACUGGGUUGGCAUUUUCAAGGUUGGCUGGAGUACUUCAAGAGAUUAUUACACGUUUGUUUGGUCACCUAUGCCAGAAAAUUAUGUGGAAGGAUCGACUGUUAAUUGUGUGCUGGUAUUUCAAGGAUAUUAUCUGCCAAAUGAUGAUGGGGAAUUUUACCAGUUCUGUUACGUGACGCAUAAAGGCGAGAUCCGUGGAGCAAGUACUCCCUUUCAGUUUCGGACCUCGUCCCCUGUUGAAGAGUUGCUCACUAUGGAAGAUGAAGGAAACUCUGAUAUGUUAGUGGUGACGACAAAAGCUGGACUACUCGAGUUUAAAAUUGAAAAAAUAAUAAAAGAAAAAGAAGAGCUAUUAAAGGUAACUGCUGUUCUGGAAAAGGAAACUGCACAACUCAGAGAUGAAGUUGAAAGACUGGAAAAAGAACUUAACCAUGAAAAACAGAGAUGUGAGCAACUGCAAACAGAGCAAAAGACUAAUAUUCAAACAUCAGAAGCUCUUAAGACUGAAAAUGAUGAUCUGAAAAAGAAGCAUGAUGAGGCUGCUUCAAAAGUUCUCCAGCUUGAAGAAGAUAUCAUGACUGUUACACAAAAAGCCAUUGCAAAAGAAACAGAGCUAGACAGUCUGAAGGACAAACUGAAGAAAGUAAGCCUUGAGAAGGAGCAGCUUGAAUGUGUGUUAAAGACUGAAAAGGAUGAAAAAGAACUUUAUAAGAUACACUUGAAGAAUACAGAAAUAGAAAACACCAAACUAGUGAAAGAGAUCCAGAUGCUUAAGAAUUCAGAUGCAAACAAAGAAAACAUGAUAACGUAUUAUAAAGAGGAGGUUGGCAGAUUACAGCUAUUUGUAGCAGAGAAAGAAAAUAUGAAGAAAGCUUUUUUGCUCUCCUCAUCUAACAAGGAGGAUGCAAGUAUUUUGAAAGAACAGCUUCGAAAAGCUGAAGAUCAGAUCCAGGCUAGUAAACAAGAAGCUGUCCUAAUGUCAAAAGAGCUGAGUGACGCAGUAAACGUGCGAGAUAAGACGAUGGCAGAUCUUCAUAGUGCUCGUCUUGAGAACGAGAAGCUGAAAAAGCAGCUUGCUGAUGCUUUAGAUGAAAUCAAGAAGAUCACAACUGUGAAAAAUGAACAGGAAACUUCCAGCACAGUGGAGCAUGAGCUGCGCAGAGAAGUUGAAGAUCUGAAGCUUCGCCUGCAAAUGGCUGCUGACCAUUACAAGGAGAAAUUCAAAGAGUGUCAAAAACUUCAAAAACAAGUGAACAAAUUUACAGAACAGGCAAAAAUUGCAGGAAAUCCACAGAAACUGACAGAUGCACCCAACAUUCAGACAGCUUCUGCCAUCAUGACAGACAAAAAGUCUGCAUCUCCAGUUAGCCCCAUUUCAUCUGAUAUAGUUUCGGAAUUCGUGGUAAAGGAGCAAGUACGUGAGAUGAAUAAAGAAAUUGCUGAGAAAACAGAAAAAUAUAAGAAAUGCAAGCAAAUGUUGGCAGAUGAGAAGAUGAAAUGCAGUGUUUAUGCUGAUGAACUAGCUAAACUGGAGCUGAAGUGGAAAGAACAGGUGAAAAUCAAUGAGGGUAUGAAAUUACAUCUAGCAGCAAUGGAGGAUCAGUAUAAAGUUCAGCUGGCAGAAAAAGAAAGACAAAUAAAGGAGCUGACAUCGCAUUUGGAACUCUUUACCAGUGAAAAGGAACUUGGCAGGGCGCCAGGGAAUCAAAAUGGAAGGAUGAUGGAAGGACACAUUUCACAACAGACAUUACAUUUUCGCAAUCCGUAUUCGGAGGAAAACGGACCAAUUCCUGCAGUGCCUAGUAGAUUGCCAGUAUUGCAAUAUGGAAACCCGUAUGCAAUUCAGGAAAGGAGAGAUGGAGCAGAUGGGGCUUUUAAUCCCGAUGAGAUCCAAAGACCACCAGUGAGAACUUCGUUUUGGGAACUGGAGGAUGAUGUGGUCUGCAGUCAGCCUUCACGCAACCUUAGCCGGCCUGAUGGUUUGGAAGAUCCUGAGGACAGCAACGAUGAUGACAACACCGUGCCCUCUGCUCCUGAUCCUCCGAGUCUCCUUCUGCAUGAACGUGGAACAGGUUUUUGCUUUGACUCCAGUUUUGACUUGCACAAGAAGUGCCCUCUCUGUGACGUGAUGUUCCCGCCCAACUACGACCAGAGCAAGUUUGAGGAGCACGUCGAGAGCCACUGGAAGGUCUGCCCCAUGUGCAGCGAGCAGUUCCCGCCCGACUACGAUCAGCAGGGAUUUGAGAGGCACGUGCAGACUCACUUCGAUCAGAAUGUUUUAAAUUUUGAUUAAAUACUUUGUUUUGCAGUGUAGCUUAAAAAGAAGCACCUUCAAAUGAGUAGUCCACCUGUAGAACAAAAACAGUGCAGCCUGCCUGGAACAAGGCAGACUUGGGAUUAAAGCUCUUGCACCUCACGGAGCCGUG